Molecule: messenger RNA, 3114 nt
Organism: Fusarium sp. VM40
Lineage: Eukaryota; Fungi; Ascomycota; Sordariomycetes; Hypocreales; Nectriaceae
Source: the annotation of a GenBank genome assembly
AUGCUUCCGCUCCGCAGACGUGGACGAUUUUAUGCCAUAGUGGCUGUGGUUAUGGUUUUCUUGCUGUAUCGUUUCAUGCAAGAUUCAUGGUCACAGUCCCACUUUGAGACGGUAAAGCAACCGGGCCAGUCAGCCUCUGGGCCAGUGCAAGGCUCUAAAGAAUCUUUCGAACCGGCUGUCGUACCGCCGCCAAACAACCUCCCCGACUCUGAGCAGGAUUCCAGUGCUGCAAACAAACCCAAGCCAGCCGUGCCCCAGGGUGACACGAGCUCGCUGGACAAAACCCACGAAGAUAUCCCCGCGAAAGUUGAUACACCCGUGGAAGAGAAGCCUGCCGCAGAGCAACCAGUUCAAGUGGAGGAUGACCCAAAGGCCGUGCCUGAAGGAAAGGCUGAAGACAAGACCGAUGAUAAACCAGAGAAUAAGGCGGAAGACAACAAGAACACACCAGAGCAAGACCCACCUCAAGUUCCUGCUGUUCAUUUCAAGGAUCCUCCUAAGCAAGUCGAUAAUCCUGACAUCCCCGACGUUAAUGUCGACGGUUCAAAGGUUCAUUGGACUAAGCCUAAAGAGAAUUUCCCUAUCCCUCCUGAGUCUAUCAAACCACUCCCAACUGGCACACCUCCUAGUAUCAACAGAAUCCAGUUUGACUUCCAACCUGAGGAUGUUACAACGAGCACCACUCGCAUAGAUCGAUUAAAUCGUGUUAAGGCCGAGAUCGUACGUGCUUGGUCUGGUUAUCGCAAGCAUGCCUUUAUGCAUGAUGAGCUCUCGCCUGCUUCUUUGAAAUUCCGCGAUACUUUUUGUGGCUGGGGCGCAACACUCGUCGAUUCGCUUGAUACUUUGUGGAUUGCUGGUAUGAAGGAGGAAUUCGAUGAGGCUGCCAAGGCCGUCGCCAAUAUUGAUUUCACUUACACCCAUCGCAACGAUAUCCCUGUGUUCGAAACCACGAUCCGUUACCUGGGUGGUCUUGUCGCUGCGUAUGAUGUGAGUGGCGGAUCGUCUGGCGAGUACAAGGUUCUGCUUGACAAGGCCGUCCAGCUUGCCGAGGUCCUUAUGGGCAUUUUUGAUACUCCCAACCGCAUGCCCUUAUUGUAUUACCGAUGGCAUGAGCCAUACUCUUCGCAGCCUCACCGUGCCAGCACUGUCGGUAUCGCAGAACUCGCAACUUUGUCAAUGGAAUUCACCCGCCUCGCUCAAUUGACGGGAACACAUAAAUACUAUGAUGCUGUCGACCGCAUCACUGAUGCUUUGAUUGAAAUGCAAGCAGCUGGCCGCACUCAUAUUCCAGGCCUCUUCCCCGAAAACAUCGAUGCCUCUGGUUGCAACAGGACCGCCGACACUCAGACAGAAAGCCUUAGUCAAGAGGCCCUGCAACAGGUCAAGUCCGCUGAUCUGACUAAGGAGCCUGAGGGCUUCAAUCCCGCCACACAAGGCGAUGCCCCGGGCGAUUCUGAACAGCUCCCUAAAGCUGACAGUCGUUGGGAGGACAAGCUCCGCCGCCGUGACGUUGCUGAGGGUACUAGCGAGUCUCUUAAAACGGACGACCAGACACCGGCUCGCCCUGCAAGUCAACAAGCACCCCCUUUGGCUGCAGAUGGUUCUUCGGCAGAUUGGGAGUGCAAGCCCCAAGGCCUUGUUCCCAGCAGCCCUCACUACGGACACUACCACAUGGGAGGGUCCCAAGAUUCAGCUUACGAAUAUUUCCCCAAGCAAUACCUUCUUUUGAACGGUCUGGAACCCAAGUACCGUGCGCUUUACGAGAACACUAUUGAUGCUGUCAAUGAGUGGCUGCUUUACAGACCCAUGAUCAAGGAUGACGGCUGGGAUGCUUUCUUUACUGGAAAGUUGACCACUUCCAGCAGAGGUGACUCUGAAUGGACAAAAAGUUACGAAAUGGCCCACCUUUCAUGCUUUAUUGGAGGUAUGUAUGGAUUGGGAGGCAAGAUCUUUGGUCGUGAUGGAGAUAUCGACAAGGCCAAAAAGCUCACUGAUGGCUGCGUAUGGGCAUACCAAUCAACGCCCACCCAUAUCAUGCCUGAAUUUGCUCAUUUAGUGGCGUGUCCUGCCCUGGAAAAGUGUGCCUUCAGCGAGGAGAGCUGGUAUGAGGAUCUCGACCCCAGCAGGGAAUGGCGAGACAGCGAGUUCCGCAAAUGGUCAGAAGGUGAGGCUCAGAGGAAGCUUGCCGAAGAUGCCGCUCCUGUUCCUGCCCAAGCCCCAGGAUCUCAGCCUCCCACACCUCAAUCGGGGGAUGGAAAAGAACAGCCUGGCCAGCCUGCUCAAGCAGAUAAGCUUGGUGGCUCAAGCGGCAGUGCAGAGCCUGUAGUGAGACCCUUGGAGGCCGCCGGAGCAGCAGCAGGUGGGCCUCCGAAUGUUGUCAAGCGGGCUGGUAUACCGAUGCCUGAAUUGGACAGAAAGACGGAGGAAGAUGCGUCGAAAUUUGGCUCAAAACUCCCCGACUCUCUUAAAGAUAAGAUCGGACUGAACCAACCCGAGGCGGAAAAGACCGACGCCGACAAACCUGAAGGAGAGAAUGGCGAAUCGAGCAAGAGCGAUUCCGACAGAGCCGAGCCUGCUCUAGCCGAGUCGAUUAACAAACCUGCCGCUGUUCAAGACGUGAUAGAAAAUGCCGCUGAGCCAAAACCAGCUACUGUGGACAGUUUCGAUACUAUGAAAAACUCGGAGCAAGUUGCUGCUCCUGACGGAACGCCUUUAGAGAGACCCAUGACGCACGAGGAAUAUGUCAAGUCUAGAAUUGAGAGAGAAAGACUCCCUCCUGGUUACACGGAUAUCAUUAACCGGAACUACAUCCUGCGACCUGAGGCCAUCGAGUCUGUCUGGUAUAUGUAUCGCAUUACUGGCGACACCACCUGGAUGGACAAGGGCUGGAACAUGUUCCAAGCUACUAUCGCUGCGACUCGCACCGAAUUCGCCAAUAGUGCCAUCGAAGAUGUCACAGACACUACGCAGAAUGGUCUGAAGGAUGAGAUGGAGAGUUUCUGGCUUUCCGAGACUCUCAAGUACUAUUUCUUGCUCUUCUCAGAACCCAACGUUAUCAGUCUUGACGAAUGGGUCCUUAACACUGAAGCACAUCCAUUCAGGAGGUCCACAUGA